AUGAAAUCUGCAUAUUAUUUGGAUGUUUUACGUGGGCGAUGUCAAGAAUUACCUGAUGUACGAUCAAAAAUUGUACGAGUUUUUGUUAGUUCAACAUUUACAGAUACAUUAGCUGAACGAGAUUCUUUGAUUGAAAAUAUAUUUCCUAAACUUAAAGAUUAUUGUCGGCAACAAUAUGGAUUAGAAUUUCAAUAUGCUGAUAUGCGUUGGGGAAUUCAAACGGAAUCUGCUAAUAAUCAUGGAGAAGUUGCAACAUGUUUAAAAGAAAUUGAAUUAUGUAAAAAAUAUUCUGUGGCAACUAAUUUUGUAGUGUUACUUAGUCAUCGUUAUGGUUCACGACCAAUACCAGCCCAAAUUCGUGCAUCACUUUUUGAAUUAUUAAAAGAUACUGUUGUUAAUGAAUUAAAUGAACUUAAAGAUGGUGAUUUAUUAACAGAAUGGUAUAAAUUAGAUACCAAUUGUAUGCCACCUGCAUAUAUUUUACAAAAUAUUUCAUCAAUUUUACCGAAUUUUUUAUCAAAAAAUACAGAUGAAAUAAAACAAGCAGAUAAAGAAUGGAAAAAGAUUAGUAAUCGAUUAAGAAUAAGUCUUCGACAAGCAGCAGAAUUAUGUCUUCAACGAGAACAAAUUACUGAAAGUGACUAUGAUGAAUUUUUUAUAUCAAUUACGGAAAAGGAAAUUAUCAAUGGUAUCCUAUCAGCAAAAGAUGCAAAUGAACGUACAUUAUGUUUUUUACGUGAAAUUGUUGAUAUUCGAGAUCAUUUAUCCGAUGAAAAAGCAUCAAAAUAUAUCGAUAUGUCAUCAUCAACAGAUAUUGAUAAUGAAGCAGAAAAAUUACUUAAUCGUUUAAAAACUACACGUAUUCCUGCUGCAUUACAAUCUUCAAAUAUAUUUCAAUAUCAAGUUCAUUGGUCAUCAAAUGGAAUAACUCGACAAAAUCAUGUAGAAUAUCUCGAAAAAUUUAAUAAUGAUUUUUAUCAAGCAAUGCAAAAUCAAAUAGAUAAAUGUGUACAAUCACGUUUUACACAUGAUUCGAAUAGUUUACAACAUGAAGUAUUAGAACAUGCAAUACAAUGUAAAACAUAUGUUACAAAAUUUCAUGGAAGAACGGAUGUUUUAUCUAAGUUGGAAAAAUAUGUAAAAUCAAAAGAAGAACAUCGACCAUGUGUUGUAUAUGGUCAUUCAGGAUGUGGAAAAACUAGUGUAUUAGCUAAAACGGCGACAGAAGUAUUCAAAUGGUGGUCACGUCGAUCUGUUUCAGUUAUUUUACGUUUUCUUGGAACUACACCAACAUCUUCUACUAUUUAUAAAACUUUAUUAUCUAUAUCUGAACAAAUAAGUGAAUUAUAUCAUAUACCUAUGAAUUCAUAUCCAACUGUGAAUCAACUUCGUGAUCAACUUGAAACAUAUCUUCUUUCGGAAAUUCCUGCUAAUGAAUAUCUUGUUAUAUUACUUGAUUCUAUUGAUCAAUUACAAACUGAUGCAUAUGAUUGUAAAUGGUUACCAUUCUACUUUCCAUCAAAUGUUAAAUGUAUUUUAUCAACAUUACCCGAUCAUGGAGAUAUAUUGAAACGUUUACAAUUGAUUUUGAAAGAAGAUGAAAAUUUAUUUAUAAAUGUUCCACCAUUUGAACCAGCAACAGUUGAACUUGUUUAUAAUGAUUGGCUUAAAAUGAAAAAUCGUUCAUUAAGUUCUGAACAACGUUUAUUUAUAAAUAAUUUAAUGACAGAAAGAAGUGAAAUUCUUCCUUUAUUUAUGAAACUUUUUUUUGAUAUAAUAUCAACAUGGCAUUCUUAUGAUCCAAUUGAUGAAAACUUAACUGAUUUAAAAGAAGUUGAUGAUUGUAUACGUUAUUUAUUUCAACGAUUACAAAUUAUACAUAAUACAGUUUUAUUUAGUCGAGCAUUAUGUUAUAUGACAGCGUGUCGAAGUGGAAUUAGUCAAAAUGAAUUAGAAGAUGUUCUUUCACUUGAUGAUGAUGUACUUAAAAGUGUUUUUCAACAUUAUAUACCACCUGUUCGACGUUUACCUGGUAUAUUAUGGACAAGAAUUCGAAAUGAUUUAGAUGAAUACAUAACUGAAAAAGAAGUUGAUGAUGCACCUGUUAUUUAUUGGUAUCAUCGUCGAUUUAUUGAAGUAGCUCGUCAAUUGUAUGUAUCAGAUUUAACCAAAGAAGACCAAAAAAUAGUUUUUCAAAAUCUUAUUGAUCUAUUUAAAGAAACAUGGAAAGGAAAAAAUAAACCAUUCAAAAUCGAUGAUCCUAAAUUAGUGCAAAAAUAUAAAUUAGAUCAAUCUGAUGGUGAAAUACAAGCGAAUCGUUUUACAACAUCACAACCGAUAGAAUUUAUUGAUGUUGAUGGUCGAAUACAAUAUAAUAAACGAAAACUCAAUGAAUUACCUCAAUUUCUUGACAAACUAACAGUUGAUAUUGCAGUUCCAGUUGCAGCUGAAGAAAUAUUAUUUAAUUAUUCAUUUAUGCAUGCUAAAUUCAGUUGUUCACCAUUUCUUGAUAUUCAAAACGAGAUUAAGUUAUUUGAACAGAAAUCAUCAUAUCAAGCAGCCACGAUAGUUGGUGAAAUUCAAAAAGAAAUAGCAGUUCUUAGUAUGAUUUAUUUAUUAUGUGGUCAUUUACUUAAUGAAUAUCCAGAUAAUUAUGCAUUUGAAAUAACAUCACGUUUAGGUAUAUUAUAUAGUAUGAAACCAAAUAUUACAAAUUUAAUAAAACAAUGUGAUGAACAAAGUCCACGUCAUUGUGCACUUAUUGUACCUUAUUGUCAAACACAACCACCAGGAAAUGGUUUAGUAUAUGCAAUGAAUAAACAUACAAUGCCAGUUGUUGAUCUUGAUUUUACAGAGAAGCAAAUGGCAGCUAUAUCAUUAUCAAAUAAAAUAAUUGUUAUUAAUAUGCAAACAGGUAAUACGGCAGUUGAUAUACAAUUACCUAAGUUAAAUGAAUCAUAUUUAAAUGCAACAACAAUACCAAAUAUGAUUAUGAAUUCUACGAAUCAAGAAGAAGAUAUGAUCGAUAAUGAUAGUGAUGAUGCGAAUUCAGAUGAUGGAGAAGAAGAUAAAUUUAAACGAUAUAUGUUCUGUGUUAAUUCAUCUCAUCAUGUUUAUUUUAUAUCUAGCCAUGGUGAUAUUAAAUUUCAUAAAACUUCACCAAAAGGAUAUUCAACUGUUGAAAUAAUUCAUAAGAAACGUGGUUUAUGUCUUCUUGUUGAACAUAAUUCUAAUUCUGUUGAAUGUUGGGAUCUUGGACAAGACAAAUUAUUUUCAAAAAUUGAUUUAUUAUCAGAUGUAUCAAUUAAAAAAGUAUUAAGUUCAAAAAUAUCAUCAUCAUUAAUACUAAUUAUUAUUAUUCUUUGUGAUGGAACAAUCCUCUUUUAUAAUUUUGAAGCAUUAAAAUUCAAUCAUUGUGGUACAAUUAAUGCUGGUAAACAUUUAGAUUUAGUUAUUGUUAACGGCGAUAAAUUAAUUUGUACAUUUGACUCAACAAUUCCAAUUGAUUUUACUUAUAUUGAUUUACGUGCACUUAGUCAGACAAAAACAGUGUUAUCUGAUAAAGAAAUGGUUAAAACAUUAAUUGCUUUUAAUCCACCUAUUACUCCUAAACCAUUUGUAAAAAUUAUAUUACCCGAACAAGGCAAGUCUACAUCGGCUGCAGACGCAUCAUUAUUAUUCAUGAUUUUAACAAAAGAAUCUCUAUGUAUUGUGCAUAAUUGUAUGAAAAAAGAUAUAUCUUAUGCACGUAUUCCUGGUCAAUUUGAUUUAGUGUCGACAACUAUUGAACAUUCAAACUCUAUAUAUGUUGCACGACGUGGUAUUAUUGAUAUGUACAAAUGGCGUUGUAUCGAAGGAGAAGAUGAUAUACAUGGCAAAUGCAAGAUUCAUCAUGGUUAUCAAUUAUUUGUUUCUAUUGAUAUCAGUUCAUGUUCAGUACUUACUAUAAAACCAGCAGAUGAUUCAGGAAGUAUGUUUUUAUGUUCAAUGGAAAAUGGUGCUAUAAAUGCAUAUAAUAGUCAAGUAGCACGAGAGGCUUUUAAAAAAAUUCCACCGUUUCCACGUACAACAGAAUUGAUAAAUACAAUUCAAUUAUCUGGAAAACAUGCUGUCACUCUUAGUGUAUCAGAACAAGAACUAACAACAUGGUUAUAUCAACAUCAAACAGCAAUUGAAUCAACACAGGUUUUUUCUAAUCCGAUUAAAAUUGAUUACUAUGCUGUUUUAUCUGAUACGGCUGUACUUAUAAUUACAAAUACAUAUUGGGCUGAAAUCUAUUCAAUGGAAUCAUUGAAUAAACAAACACUUUUUCGUCUUCAUCUUCGCCACCCAACACGAGUCUUUAUUAUUGAUGAAGAAGUUUUUAUUUUACUUACAAAUGAUGGAUCAAUUCGUUUUAUUACUCGGCAAAUAAAUAAAAAUAACGUCAAAUUUAAUCAAACAUCCAAUAAACAACUAAAUAUACAAUGUAAAUAUCUAUUUAGUUCAAUUAUAACACUGAAUUCAAAACAAUCUCUUAUUGUACUUGCUGAUGAUGGACAUUCAUUAGCAAUUUGUACAUUAAAUGAUAUUAUUUAUAUGAAUAUUGAUUUUACACAACAUUCCUCAUCACGUUUAUUAAAUUUUACAAGUGAUGAAUCACAAGAAUUUUUAUUAUUUUAUUUUGAAGAUAAAUCUCUUAUUUCAUGUCGAAUUCAAUUAACAAACAAACAUUCUUAUGAAUUAACAUCUUUUAAUAAAGCUGAUAUGUAUUAUUUAAAAAAUACUUGUUUAGCUACAAUUAUUAAUGGUAAAAAUGAAUUAUUUUUACAUAAUAUUCAUUUGCAUACUUCUUCUCAUGAGCCAAUUCAACUUGAAAAUGAAUGUGAACAAUUAUGUAUUAAUAAAUCAGGAGAUUAUGUAUUUGUUCUUGUUAAACCUCGAAUUUUAUGUAUGUAUCGAGUAAAAGAUCGACGUCAAUUAGCAAGAUUAUUUGUUUAUGAUCAUGUAACAACAAUGACUGCUUGUAAUGAUUUUAUUAUUUUAGCAAUGAAUGAUCGACGUUUAUUAACAUUAAUGAUUGCUGAUCCAGAUGAUACAAUGUUACAAUCAAAAAUUCAGGCACUACCAAGCAGAUCUCUUCAACGAGAUAGUAAUUCAGCUGCACAAAAAGUUAUGAAACAAAUCGAAGCAUAUCAAGAUAUGAGCUCAGAUGAUUAUGAUAGUGACCUGAAUGAGAACGAUGAUAAUAUAAAUAGUGUAAAAAAGACUCCUCAACCAAUUACUUCAUAUCGUUAUGUUCAUCGUCUUAAUGGAAAAUUUUCAUCAUCAAAAAUGAAAACAGAUGAAUCAUAUAGAACAUACUUUUUGGCAAAUUAUAUCGAUAGAUCUGACGAGCCUGAUACAACCAAUAUUAUGGUUGAUGAUUCUGAUAGUGAUGAUAAUGAUGAUGUUAUUACUGAAACUCCACCACAAGUAGAAAAUACUCCUAUCAAACAGGAACAUAAUCUCGAUGAUAUACAUGAAAAAACUAUGGAACAUGAUCGACAACAAAUAAAAGGCAUUCAAUUAGCUAAUGUAGGAGUUAAUAAUCCUAAAAUAAUCAAUGAUUAUUCCGUAACAUCAAAUACAUGCAUACUUUUGUGA
This is a messenger RNA of Adineta steineri, 5625 nucleotides long. Lineage: Eukaryota; Metazoa; Rotifera; Eurotatoria; Adinetida; Adinetidae. The record is from the annotation of a GenBank genome assembly.